AUGUUGAUGUUAGACCCACGAACAAAUAUGUGUGAACAAAAAGUCAAGAAAAUUGUUCAUUUACAAAGUAUUGUAAAUCAAAGUAUUGUAGACAUAAAGAAGGUGACAAAAUCACAUGUACCAGCAGAAAAUGCUCCUACACGUAUUGAAAUCCCAAUUGGUAAUAAGGCCAUUGAAAUUAAAUCUCAAGCACGCACAAAGCGUGGGAGACCACUUGGUUCAAAAGAUUGUAAACCAAGGAAGUUGAAAAGAUUGGAUGGAAUAGAAAAUGAGACUAAUGAUGUUCCCCCGUCAAAAGGUCAAGGAAGACCAAAUGUGGAUGAAAGUAAAGAAAAUGAUGAUAAUCCAAAAGGGGAUGAACAAGAAGACAGCCUUACGGGAAUGAACAAGAUGACAAAGACAUCGAUAACAAUGAAAUUUCAAUGA
Chenopodium quinoa (quinoa) is the source of this 426-nucleotide messenger RNA. RefSeq lists its product as uncharacterized. The transcript has a single exon. NCBI's taxonomy places the organism in Eukaryota, Viridiplantae, Streptophyta, Magnoliopsida, Caryophyllales, Amaranthaceae. The coding region runs from base 1 to 426 and encodes 141 amino acids. The record is from RefSeq and is a predicted model, not a curated record.